Molecule: messenger RNA, 1806 nt
Organism: Fusarium keratoplasticum
Lineage: Eukaryota; Fungi; Ascomycota; Sordariomycetes; Hypocreales; Nectriaceae
Exons: 1
Coding region: 1-1806 (601 amino acids)
Biological process (GO): DNA integration
Molecular function (GO): nucleic acid binding
Source: RefSeq, a predicted model, not a curated record
AUGCCUUCCGCCGCCUUAGGGGGCAUGAUCUAUGGCAUUCCCUUUGUCCUUGAGACUGAUUCGCAAGUAUUGGUCCACCAAAUCAACGGCAAAGCAGACGACGUGCCCGGUUCCCUCGUCUUGAGAUGGAUCAGUUACCUUCUUCUCUUUGAUUUUACAGUCAGACACGUACCCGGAAAGAAGAACCGCGUGGCUGACGGAUUGUCACGAAAGCAUGCGGGACCAUCUGAUCAACUGGACGCGCAAGUUGAAGGAGAUAUUGAAGACUUCGUUGACCUCCACCUCAACAUAGUUCACGUCAACGGGGAACCUGACGUCCUGGAUGGCGUCUACUCUCAAGAGCAUAGGGAUAUAGCCAAAUACCUGUGCACCUUUGAGAAGCCUGAGGGGCUGACUCGUUCACAACUACAAUGGUUCAAAAGAAAGGCUCUUUCUUUCUUUGUUCAAGGACGACGACUUUGGAAGCGAGCAAAACGGGACUACGAUUCACCUCUGCUGGUGGUAGAUGACCCGGAGAUGCAGAAGAAGUUGAUCAAAUCGUAUCACUUCGACAGCGGUCACAAGGGCAGGGAAGUGACCUACAACCUUGCGAAGAGGAGAUAUUUCUGGAAUGGCAUGUGGAACCAGGUCUCCGAAGCAGUACGGUGCUGCCCCACCUGUCAAGCCCACGCUCCUUGGAGGCCAUUAGAGGCCGUCCAGCACACUAAACCAUUUGAUCCCAUGAUCAAGGUUCAUUUCGACUGCCAGUAUAUGCCACUAGACCAAGGGUUUAAGUACCUCGCGGAGGCAAGAUGCGAUAUGACAGGAUGGGUGGAAGCGAUCCCUCUGAAGAAGAUCACGGCCAAAGCACUGAGGCGCUUUGCGGCCAACCUUGUCUACCGAUUUGGCAUGAUUUCUGUGGCAGUAGUGGAUGGUGGGCCCGAAUUCAAGAAGGAAUUUCCACCCUUGCUCGAGGAAUUGGGAAUACGGCAGAUCGUCACGUCUCCGUAUAACCCCAAAGCUAAUGGCAUCAAUGAGAGAGGGCACUACUCUAUUUCGAUGGCUUUAAGGAAGAUGGAAAGAAAAGGGAAGCCAAGAUGGUACGACAACCUAGAGAGAGCGCUUUUCGCCGACAGAACAGCUGCGAAAGCACCACACGGACACUCUCCUUUCUAUCUCAUCCACGGAUGGGAGCCAGCGUACCCCCUGGAGGUUGAUCUUCCCACUUGGCGAUUGAUCAAUUGGGAUGAAGUGUCUACGGCAGACGACCUCAUCCUUGCGAGGGUCAGAAUCCUUGAAAGAAAAGGUGAAGACGUAGAAGCAGCGCGGCAAAAGAUUGGUGCAUUCAGGGCGAAAGUUGCGAAGAAGCAGAACGAGAAGAACGUCCACAGGUUGAGAAAGACCCCUCUGAAGGUUGGGGAUUUGGUAUUGAGAUUCGACGUUCCCCGAUCAAAUGAUAUGUCGACAAAAAUGAAGAUGGCACGCAAGUGGUAUGGCCCAUUUCGUAUCUUUAAACAUUAUGACGGGGCGAAUCACUACAAGCUCGAGACACUUGAUGGUUACGAGAUCACAAAAUCUAUCCAUGGGGAUCACCUGAAGAAAUUCGUGAAGGACGAAAAUGGCUGGUGGGAAGGGGAGUCAGAUGAAGAGGAAGUCCUCAAGAAGCUCAAAGAGGAGAAAGAAAGUUCAGAGGGAAGCGGAGACAAAGAGAACAUGCGGGUAACGAGAAGCAAGAAAGCAGCGAAUGAUCAAAUGGUUGAUCAAGCAAGCGAUGAUGGAAGUGAGGAGGAAGAUAGUGGGGAGGAGGAUCUUGGCGAAAAAAAGUGA